UAUUAUGUCCGGAACAAGUUACCGUCAGCGGUAUGGGCAGAGUGUGGCCGUUGCCCAGCCAAUCAGCGGACAGAACCGGGCCUAACGUUACCCAGCGGGACCUUGUACUAAAACGCAAACAUGGCGUCUGUAACCUCAAGCAGACCGUACCAUAUUAUCAUUUUCGGUGCCACAGGGUUCACGGGACAGUUCGUUGUGGAGGAGGUCGCACGAUGUGCCGCAGAGAGUCCCGGCGGUGGCUCUCUGAAAUGGGCCGUGGCCGGGAGAAGCAGACAGCGUCUGGAAGAAGUGUUGAAACAAGCCGCGGGGAGGCUGUCUAUGCCAGAGCUGAGGACGGACAUUGAAAUCAUUGUUGCCGAUGUGUCUAUCGAGGAAUCGCUGGCCAUCAUGUGCCAACAAGGCCUGGUGAUUCUCAACUGUGUGGGACCUUACAGAUUUUAUGGCGAGCCGGUGGUCAAAGCUUGCAUUGCAAAUGGAGCUCACUACAUUGACAUCUGUGGCGAGCCUCAGUUCCUAGAGCGUAUGCAGCUAGAGUACCACACUAAGGCCUUGGACAGAGGAGUGUAUGUGAUUGGCAGCUGUGGUUUUGACUCCAUACCGGCAGAUCUGGGUAUUCUCUAUACACAGAGGCAGUUCAAAGGAACACUGACAGCUGUGGAGAGCUUCCUGAAAAUCAGCAGUGGGUCUGAGGGAAUGUCUGGCCACGAUGCCACUUGGCAGUCUGCUGUGUACGGUUUCGCAGACAGCGGAUCCCUCCGCCAGCUGAGGAAGAAGUUUGGCCACAAGCCGCUGCCUGUGGUGGGAGCCAAAGUCAAAAAGCGGGGCUUUAUGUUUUUCAGCAAGGAGAUCGGGCAGUAUGCCAUCCCAUUUAUGGGUUCUGACCCCUCAGUAGUCAAGAGAACCCAGCGUUUCCUUCAUGAGGAGGAACAGCAGUCACCGGUCCAGUACAGUGCCUACGUCGGGGUCGGUGGCCUCUUCUCAGUAGUUAAGCUCCUAUGCGGUGGCCUGCUCUUCUGGUUCAUGGUCAAAUUCAGCCUGGGCAGGAAGCUCCUCACUAUGUUUCCAUCAUUCUUCUCCUUUGGUUUGUUCACCAAGUCUGGUCCAACCAUGAAGCAGAUAGAAGAUACCUGUUUUAGCCUGACAUUUUUCGGGGAGGGCUACUCAGAGGGUACAGAUCCCACACAGGGCCAACCCAACGCAAAGAUCUGCACUCAGGUCAUAGGAGCAGAGCCUGGUUAUGUAGCUACAGUUUCUGCUAUGGUGCAAGCAGCCAUAACCUUGCUGAAUGAACUGCACUCUCUCCCCAGGAGGGGAGGGGUGUACACUCCAGGAGCCGCCUUCCAUAAAACCAGUCUCAUCGACCACCUCCAUAACCACAGCAUCAAGUUCUCAGUCAGAAACUACCAGUAGCCCUUUAACAGUAUCCGCUUUAAGGGUUGCACCACCUUCAUGUUACAGUAUAUUGUAUUUGUCCACUGGAGAUGUCGCCUGACUCUUUGACCCAGUCAACAUGACCACUUUUUACAGUGAAUGUAACUUUAAAACAAUAAUAAUUUAAUAGAAACUGCGUACAGUGAAUAUUUGACUGUGUAUUUGAUUUUUUAAAAUAUAUUUUUAAUAUAGUUUUCAAUUAAUACCGUAAUAAAGUACUGGAAUGAUACAGGAUGCAGUUGUUUUUAGCUGCUGUUUAGCUGCUAAAUAAUGGACGUCUUCAGUAGGAACUAAUAGGCUUGGGGCUGAGACACAGACUGGGUAAAGCCUGAAAGUAUUGAGAGACGGGCUAACAUGUUUUUGCUUUUGGUCUUUGAUUUUUGCAGUUUUUAUCUCCUCUUCCACAGAGUAUGUUUCUACAGUGGCCAAGAACGGACAAACCAAACACUGGCUGUAGAGAGACCUGCCACUGUAGUUUCUCCUACAUGCUGGGAAGGCUGAGUUGUAUAUAAGUGGCUGCAAUCUGAAACUUCGCCCCUAGAUGCCACUGAAUCUGAUACACUGGUCUUUUAAAUCUUUUUAAAAACUCAUAGGAAUUAUUCUUGUUUACUAAUUGAUAGAUUGUGUCAGAAAAUGCAUCCACACACAUUCCCUUUAUUCAUACAAAUUCCUUAAUUCUAAAAACCUUGAGAGAGAGACCAUCUGUGAUGCUUGAGAAGUUUUUUUCCUAAUAUGAUAUUUUUAUCUUGAUAGACAAAACGGUUGACUUACAAAACAAUGCUUGACCUCAGUAAGUUUAAACAUUUACUUAUUUACCUAAUAAAUAUCCUGUGGUUCACAACUUGUGUGUGCAAACCAGGGAGGCUGCAGUCUUCUUCCUACUUGAACCAAACUUUUUUCUGCCACCAGGUGCCAGUGUUUCUUCUGUUCCUCAUCCCUGACAAAUAUUUACAUGGCACAGCCCCAGACAUGACAGUAGAGGUCAUUUGGUGCCUUUGAGGAUGCAGAGACAGUGCAGAGCCUUAAUUAAAAGACUGCAGGUGCACCAUUAAUAUCUGGAGAAACAGGGACACGUUCACAAGAUUGUUACUGUGAGCUAUUAGACUUCCCAGAUCUGUGAGUAGGAUGUCAAAUAUAAAAAGAGCUGGCAGCUAUUGUUUCUGUUUUUACUCUUUUUCCUCGUGAGUCAUCGUGAGUCUUCUGUGUCUCAUCUGCCUCCCUUCCCCCAGCUGUCACCACCACUCCAAUAAAACCAUACACAGACAGAAAGCUGGUUUUAGCUCUGUGUGUGCAGUGAAAACAGUCUGCUGAUAGAAAAUGUCAGAGGGGUAGUUUCUGUGUUAAAUAGCUCUUAAGUACAGUAUGGUGAGUAGCUGUUGGAGGGGUGGAUUGGGGUGGCAUUUUUGCCGUGUGUCGGUGUACAAGAAUGAGAGGGGGGGAUUGCAGUGGUUUCCCUUUGCGUAGCAGAGAGCAGCCCCACCCCUCUCCCCUACACAUCUCUAGUCUGCUAUUGUGGCUGUACAGAGAUUCAUGUCAUGUCUCACCUUCUCUCCACUCUCCUCCUCCACUGGAUCUGUCGGACUACUGAUCUGUCCACACAGAAAUUUAAAUUUGCGUUAUUGGCAUGAUCAUAAGAAUUCGUCCACUAAAACAUUUGAUUUCAAAAUGACUUACUCCUGGCCUGUUAGUUUUUUAAAAAAUUAUGAAAUAAUUAACCCUUGGUAAUAAGAAAACAAAUAACAUCCCUAAAAUGUCAGUGUGAAACAGGGUUGCUGUAUGAUUCCAGCCUUAAUAUAAAGAAUAGUGGUGAAAGAAAUAUUUCAAUCGUUUACUUAAAUGUACAACAAUCUAAUCAAUUUAAUACUGAUCCCUCUAUAUGACCUACAUCAGCAAAUAUCAGUGGGAAGAUCAGAUAUUUCUAUAUAAUUCUUAAUGCCUCCCACCGGGUUGGAUUCAACCAGAUUCUCAUUGAAAUCAGUUGAAUCAGGGUGGUGGAAACACUACUACUGCUACUUUUAUCCACAGAGGACGCCAGAAUCAACAUAAAACAAAAGCUCCUUGUAGCUGCUUCAAAGGUCCAGUGUGUAUCUGUGGCAUCUAGCGGUGUAAUUGCAGAUCACAACUCUAGUCGCUUCACCUUCUCCUUCCAAGUGAGAAGGAGAAACUACGGUGGCCGCAAAACGUGCAAAAAACACGAAUGUCCCUACAGCCAGUGUUUGGCUUGUCCGUUCUGGGCUACUGUAGAAACAUGGCUGACUCCAUGGAAGGUGACCCGCAGUGUCUUCAGCUAAGGCUCAUUAUAAGGUAACAAAAACACAGCAAUUCCUGAGGUGAGUAUACACUAAUUACUCGCACUGAAAUUGUUAUUUGAGAAAAAAUAUAUAAACUGUACUUUAAGAAACAAAAGGAAAAAUACAGUUUCAUAUUAUUGUAUAAUUGUUUUUUAUUGGAUUAUUAUUAGUGAUGCAUUCAUGCGUAAGCAGCAUUUUACUGUUGGUGGGUAGUUUAAUAUAUAACAAAAGUGCUUUUUAUUUUAUGAGCUUAUCAUAUGAACUGUGUUAAUUGUGUUUAUUUUCCAGUAACUAAAGCUGUUUCCAAUGUAUGAAUAAUAUUUCAGAAUAUAAGAAAUACAGGAAAUAGUUUUUACCAUUUAGCACAAUAUACACUACACAAUACCCAGUAUACUACUCUAUGCAACUACAUGAUACAAUAUACAAUAAUACACACUCAACAAAGAAAGGUUAUUUUGACAAAUCAAUAAAAAAAAUAACUAAAAGACUGCAAGCAUCAUGACAUGAGACAGAACUUGGUAGAAACAGUGUAGACCAUAUCAAAUAAAAAUCUAAAAGAUCAAUGAAUGAGCUCAGUUACAUGUGUUGCUCUGCUGUUUUUCCCUCAGGGUCUUACAUUCUCUGACAUAUUUUGCUGCUUCUAUUUCAAUGUCAGCUUUUUCCCUAAGUAAAUAUUGAGUUUUGCUUUGGUCUGUGAGCAUGUCACAUUCAUGGUGAAUGUAUUUUCUUUUGGUAUAAAGCUCCUUCUGUCUUUGUACAGGCUGGAGUGUAGCAGGAUGUGUUGCUCUGUCUACAGUAACUGCCAUUCAGCUCUCUCUCUCUCUUUAAAUCUUUCACUGUUUCGCUCUCUGUCUCACUUUGUUUCUGUUUGGCCUCUUUUCCCCGUCUCUCCAGUGGGAUGUGUUUGCCCCCCCCUUCAUGUUCAGAUAACACAGCAUACUGUAGCAUUUCAUAAGAUUCCCCUCCUCCUCUCUCUCCAUCACUUUCCUCCCUCCCUCGCUGUAAACACAGGCACUGGCAGAUUAUUUUGCUUUUAUUCUCUGGCCUCUAACCCUCUCCACUACAUACAUCUGACCCCAGUGUUUCCCUUAAAGACGUACACCACUGAUUUUACUCAUCCACUUUCAUUUACUGGACUCUUAAACCUGUAAGUAAAAAUAAAGAAAAAGGUUGUAAAGUCCUCUGUGGCACUGAAGGAACUUUGUCCAAUCUGAGAAAAUGUUGAAAUGCUGAAAGAUGAUGUCAUGAACAUCCUCAAUAGUAUUCGUUUCUGUUGUUUUUAAUUUUGCUUGUUUUCCUACUGGUAUGUAUGUUACUGCUCCGGUUCCAGCGGGGUCAGUGCCCAGUGUCCACUUCUGUAGGAAAAUACAUGUAUUUGAUCCUUUAUGGCACAUUAUAAAAGUAUUUUAUCGUGUUUAUGUAAAGUGUGUAUAUCCCUGCAAAAAUCCCAAUUAAAAAAGGUGUUUAAAAAAAA
Molecule: messenger RNA, 5196 nt
Organism: Dicentrarchus labrax (European seabass)
Lineage: Eukaryota; Metazoa; Chordata; Actinopteri; Moronidae
Gene: sccpdhb
Product: saccharopine dehydrogenase b
Exons: 12
Coding region: 121-1410 (429 amino acids)
Biological process (GO): glycolipid biosynthetic process
Cellular component (GO): mitochondrion; plasma membrane; lipid droplet
Source: RefSeq, a predicted model, not a curated record